This is a messenger RNA of Hyposmocoma kahamanoa, 954 nucleotides long. RefSeq lists its product as uncharacterized. Bases 1 to 954 code for a protein of 317 amino acids. Lineage: Eukaryota; Metazoa; Arthropoda; Insecta; Lepidoptera; Cosmopterigidae. The transcript has a single exon. The record is from RefSeq and is a predicted model, not a curated record.
AUGCCCAGGGUGCAGCGCUCCCCGCCGAGUACACCGAACAAUCCAAUGGACGACAGUAAUAUGUCGGCGGGUUCUGUUAACACGAUACCGCGAAAAAAAGUCAUAGCCUCUAAGGCUGGGGAGUCUGUGAGUGAGCAAUCGUCACCUAUCUUGGCGGCGAUCGAGGGCCUUCGUAGAGAUAUGAAUGACCGUUUCAAUGCGCAGCAGGAGUGUUUCGAUCAGUUCAGAACGGCUCUAUCGCAACUUCGUACCGAUGUCACUACUAUAAAUAAUAAAUUUACCCAGUUUAAGAACGAGUUUGAUGAAAAAUCAAAUACAGUUGAUUUUCUCGCUGGCUGUCAGGAUGAACAGGUGUUAAUGAAUGCAGAAUUUCGUCAGAAAUUAAAAAAGAUGGAGAACGAAAACACUUCAUUACAGAGUACCGUGUCGGAACUCACUUCGAGAGUUGCCGAAAUGGAGCAGCACUCUAGAGACUGCAAUAUUGAAGUACAGUGUGUUCCAGAGAGUAAGAACGAGAAUUUGCUCUCUAUAUUUAGUCAACUUUUGCGCACUGUAUCUUGCGAGCUUCCCGACAUGACCAUCCGCGCUAUACACCGUGUGGCUAAACUUAAGCCCCAUUCUGAGCGUCCCCGCAACAUUGUUGUGAAGAUGGUGACACCACAGGUACGAGAUUCUGUUCUAGCGGCAGUCAUUAAAUUUAAUAAAUCAAAAAAUCUGGCCGAAGAUAAAUUAAAUGCACUCCACCUUGGCUUUGCAAACAAGCAGCAACAAAUAUAUGUGUCGGAACAUCUGACACUAUCUAACAAACAGCUGCACGCCGCUGCCAGAACCACUGCUAAGGAGAAAGGCUACCAAUACGUUUGGACCCGCAACGGUCGUAUCUUCGUGCGUAAAAAUAACGAAAGUCCAUCCAUUUUAGUUAAAAGUGUAGAUUUCUUGAAAACUUUAACUUAG